Zymoseptoria tritici IPO323 is the source of this 2430-nucleotide messenger RNA. RefSeq lists its product as uncharacterized. NCBI's taxonomy places the organism in Eukaryota, Fungi, Ascomycota, Dothideomycetes, Mycosphaerellales, Mycosphaerellaceae. Gene Ontology annotation, cellular component: nucleus; cyclin-dependent protein kinase holoenzyme complex. Gene Ontology annotation, molecular function: cyclin-dependent protein serine/threonine kinase regulator activity; protein kinase binding. The record is from RefSeq and is a predicted model, not a curated record. The annotation marks the transcript as partial. Gene Ontology annotation, biological process: regulation of cyclin-dependent protein serine/threonine kinase activity. The transcript is spliced from 2 exons.
UCAAAUCACUCACUCAACUCUGCGACGGCUAAGCGAGGAAGGAACCUGCCAACCACCGCCACCGCCUCCAAGGCAUCCGGAGCCUGCCACGACCUCACCUUCUUCGCCACAAGAACCACCCUCGCCACGAAACACCUCACCUGUACGACUCACACCCACUCCAUCAUCUUGACUCUUCACCCAGCCUCGACGGCAAUCUCGCGACCCAAGUCAUACCACUCUCGACCCGUCCGAACAGUCAGAAUGAACCUCUCCAUGCUCAAGAACGAGUCCUCCGUCAGCCGCCCAGCCCAGUCCAAGUCUAUCGUCGCUGCUAUUGUCGAGGCCUCCAAGUGAACUACCACUUUGCGAUCCACGACUCACCCACGCCGUCACACAACGAAAGAGACAGACGAUACACACUACUUGGACCUGCUGGGCGAGCUUUGAUUGAAGCUGCCAUACCUCUACACCUCAUACCUUUUACCACCACUCGUGUCGACAUCACCCCUGGUCAUAUGUCUUCACGUGCAUAUUAAUACUCUUCGUCUUUCAACAUCGGAAGGCGUCCCGGAACAACAAAACUCGAACGGUUAUUAUCUACUGGAAACAUCUACCAUCCGACAGACAGCAUGAACCUUACUCCAACCCGCGAUGUCAGCCCAGACGGCUACAGAUCAUACGAGCCGUCCAGCGCUUCAUCCGCGCCCUCAUCCCAGGCCUCUGUCUUUUCGGAUACCCUCUCCGCGCACAGUUCGAUCGCAUCAUCAGUCUCGGAUGACUUUCGAAGCAUUCAUGAAGAUCCACAAGAGCGAGACAGGAUACUUGCACAGACACAGCUUCGAUUUGGUGGGCAGCUAGACGCAGUGCAGGAGUACCCAGCAUCGCGCAAGCUGCCAAAUCCAAACACAACAUGUCCAACCUAUGCAGACAUCACAUCUGUGCCUGCACCGCAGCGACAGAAUCCUCGACGAUGUUCAUUGUCAAAGGGACAGAAACCUCCACCACUUGUACGGCAACGCGAUCGCAAGAUCAACUUCGUCGACAACCUCGUCGACUCUGCCACUCAAAUGGUUGAAGUCAUCUGGCCUUUAUCGAGUGUCCUUUGCAAGAGCGAAAGCGGUGAAAGAGCUGUGCUCCCACUGCGCACAUACAUUGAAGAGACUCUGCGCAGGUCACGCACGAGCUAUUCGACUCUGCAAGUCGCUCUCUAUUAUCUGAUCCUGAUCAGACCUUACGUGCCCAAAGCCGAUUUCACCAUGGAGCUGUUCGCAGACUGCCCAGCUGAUCGCGCUUUGAUGUGCGGUCGACGCAUGUUCCUCGCGGCACUCAUCCUCGCCUCAAAGUAUUUGCAAGAUCGCAACUACUCUGCGAAAGCCUGGAGUAAAAUGUCAGGCCUCAAAGUGUGCGAGAUCAAUGCGCACGAGCGCUGCUUCUUGAGCAAGGUCGGAUGGAAAUUGCAUCUGCCCAAGCCUCUCUUCGAGAAGUGGCAAGACAUUGUCCUGCGAUACACACCAAACCCCUCAUCACCGUCUGCGGGCGUCGGAACUUCGACGUGGCAGCGAAUGGUGCCUCUACUCACGCCGGAGCUGGACAACAUGCCGUCCAUCGAAAGUGCUUUGAUGGGCUGCCCGAUCCAGCUUCCUUCUCGUGAGAGCUUAUCCUCCACCCCGACUCCCACCAUCGGAUCCUUCAACAACGCUCGGCUGGAAAGCAGUGAAUCUCCCGAGCAUACACCAACUCCAAGAACAGCACUCCCACCACCUCGCUUCUUGGAACCCAAACCAGACCUCGCACCAAGAAUGGGUCUUCUUCCAACUCCAAACUUGACGCCAGCAUCGACUGCUUCCAACACUCCUGCUGCGAGUGGAUACGAAAGGUCAAUGUGCUCGGUCAUGAGGAUGGAAAUGGCCAACUUCGAAACCCGCCAUCCGCUUUGCCCGAGAGCUCCCGCCCUGAUCCGACGACCGUCGAUCGUGUCUGCCAGUUCAUACAACUCCAGCCCGGAGUCAAUGAUGUCCGACCACUCGCGGUCUUCUCGAUCAUCCUCCAUCUCUUCCAUCUCCACCGUCUCGACGACUUCGUCCAUGGCGCCGAAUCGAGCUUGCUUGGCUCGACAGGCGACUUGCCGCAACGCCGGACUUCCACCACUCAGGCUGGUCAAGGAAGAGACUGAGGGCACUGUCUCUUGUCCCAUCGUCAUUGAUGAUACAGAGAUGGGCGAAUCUCCGGAGAUGAUCGACUUUUCUCAAAGCGAGAAAGUCCUCCACGCUCCUCAUCGCCACAGCAGAGCCGCCAGACACCCACCGCAGACCUCAUUGCCAGCCGUGGUGAAGAGCAACGGCAUUGGCAACAGCCGGAAGCGAGGUCGUCCCAGUGGACAUCGCCGCUCGGAACUUCAAGAAGAAGUGCGCUAUUUGCUUGAGGAGUCGCUGGAUGAGGACAUGGACG